Messenger RNA from Cottoperca gobio, 2291 nucleotides. It is a transcript of the gene ccdc181, whose product is annotated as coiled-coil domain containing 181. Bases 155 to 1720 code for a protein of 521 amino acids. Lineage: Eukaryota; Metazoa; Chordata; Actinopteri; Perciformes; Bovichtidae. Gene Ontology annotation, molecular function: microtubule binding. The transcript has 6 exons. The record is from RefSeq and is a predicted model, not a curated record.
GACUGGAAGCAGAUUAUGUGCACAGGUGCUGCUCCGCAGACUGCCAGACACUAUGUGGGCCAGUAAGAUGAAGUGAUAGUCACAAAACAACCUGGCUGGAUGUGUCUUUUCACCGCUUUUAACUGAACAGGAAUACUACGCUGGUGUGAAGACUAUGAGUGAGGUGGUUUGCACAAAGUCUCAGGAGGAAUACGAGGACGACUUUGAGAAGGAUCUGGACUGGCUAAUCAGUGAGGAAACCCGGAGUGAGGACCAGGGUCCUGACUUUGACGACAUAGAAGCAGAAAUUGACAAAGAACUGGAGGAGGAUGAGAAAAAGAAAGGAAAGAAAAGAAAGCCGAAAAGCCACAAGGAGGCGAAGAGAGGCAAGAAAACCGAGGUGUUGAAAGAAGAUGAAGAGAGGUGGCCCUCACCUAUGGAGCCAUUAGAGUAUGACUCAGACCGAGACAGCCCAAAUAAGUCCUCACCUGUAGUCCCACCUCCUCCAGGGAUGGAUGAGCAGACAGAAGAGGAGAAGAAGUACAUUCUGGAGAAGAUCCAGCAGGCUAAUCGGGACUUGCAGGACCAGGAAGCUCCGAAUAUGACAAGGCACAGACGGCUGCAUUUUAAAGAGACGCUGGUGGACCUGGUGGUGCCUCCGCUGCCGUUUGAGAAAGAUGGAAACAGUGGUGAGGUGGAGGGGGGACAGGGCUCCAAGGAUUCAGAGGCAGAGAUUGAGAUGUCAGGAAAGCUUUCUGAGCUAAAACUUUCCCCUCGGCAGGAAAGUGUAGGAUUUGGAGGAUCUGGUCGAGCUGGGGAGAGCAGUGAGGUAGGGCUAAAAGAGGGCAGGGUACUUGUCGAAAAGGACGGUAAGUUUGACCUGGUCAGCCUGAAAGAGAUGGAGAGUCUAGGACUUCUCCCUCCUAUAGCAAACAACUACAGUGACUACUCCUUUUCACGCUACCAGGAGCAGACUGUGAGCUCCAGUAAGACCCACAGGUCCUCCUCCUCUCCUCGCCCUCGUGCUGGCUCUUCCCCGUUCCAGCAAGGCUUUGAUCACCUCCGUGCCCCCAGACCCCCGGCUCAGCCCAGGAACAGGCCCAGCUCAGCCAGCCACAGCCAGAGAGGCAGCCAGAGGAGAGGCAGCAAACGGCGGGUGCAGUCGGCCGCCGGGACACCCUGCCAGGCCACCUACACCCUCUCGCCCCAGCAGAAAGAGUUGUUGCAGAGGAUCCAGGAGAGGAAGGAGAAGCUGGCCAGAGAGGAAGAGCAGAGGAAACUGGAGGAAGAGGAGCAGAAGAGGCAGGAUAACGAGCUAGCGUUUAAGGCCUGGCUGCUGAGGAAGAGAGAGCAGUUUCAGGAGGAGAAAAGGAUCCACCGAGCCCAGGAGAUGGAGAGGAUGAGCUCUAAGAAAGACUCCAGCGACCCGGAGGAGUCCUUCAGGCUGUGGCUUCAGAGGAAGCAGGAGCAGCAGCAGAAAGAGAGGCAGCUGGUGGAGCUGAAGAGGCUUGAGGAGGACAGUGGUUACCUACUACGCAGCCGCGAGGAGUGUGAACGUGCCUUCAAACUGUGGCUGAAGCGGAAACGGGCGGAGAAGCGAGCAGAGCAUCAUGCGGCUCGAGAGCGCUCCCGCAGGUUGGUGCUCGAGGAGCGCCGCGCGCGCCGCAUGAGGGACCUGCUGUGUACCGUCAAUGAAACAAAGCCAUUCAGAUUCACCGAACAGCUGGCCUACCGCUUCUGAACCAAACACAUCCAACAUGUCCGCUGGAUUCAAACUACAAAACCACAGACGGGGCGACACGAGGCUUAAGUGUGGAACAUGAGACAUAGCAACAACUGAACACAGAAUAAACUAAGGUUUUGUUUUAUAAUUUCUAUUUCUGUGCUGUGUUUAAGCACAUUCUGAAAAGAAAAAAAUGUUUACCGCAGUGACCUUUACUUAGUGUGAUAACAUUUAUACAGUGAAUUAUUUUUUAUUACUGUAUUUACUUUGUGUAGUGGCUGAUGCACUUUACUUUAAAUGGAGCUCUUCAUAAACUGCAGGGAUGUGCAGCUUUAAUACAAAACUAUUUUUUACUGUAUGCUUUCGGUCAGAGAGUUUUUGGUUACAUAGAUACACAAGGAUACCUUUGAAUUUACAACAGGUUACUUGAACAGAUGAAACUGGAAAGGAAUGAAAAAUAUAUCUGAGGAAAAUAUGACUGGCUGUUUGAGAGACAUUAAACUUCUAAUUUAUCACAUUAUUAUCGUCAUAGAAAAUAAUGAAUGAUGUUUAAUUUCAUGACAUGGAUAAAUAAAAUGAAAAUACACAU